AUGUCCCAGUUCUUUCGUGUAGUACAACUGCGUAUCCAAAAAAGUUUGCGGAAGUUUAGCUGUCUUGCCAUGGAUUCUCAGCGCCACAAAAAACAAAUCGAAGUCGGUGAAGAAUCUCAAGAGAAAGAUAGUGGAGUGAAAUCGGAACCUAGAUCCUAUCGAGGAGAAAGUUUUCGGAAGGAGUGUUAG
Molecule: messenger RNA, 189 nt
Organism: Opisthorchis viverrini
Lineage: Eukaryota; Metazoa; Platyhelminthes; Trematoda; Opisthorchiida; Opisthorchiidae
Exons: 2
Coding region: 1-189 (62 amino acids)
Source: RefSeq, a predicted model, not a curated record